CCUACCCUGGCCCCUGUCACCAUGCUGGCAUGGCUGGGCAUGGUAGCUCCGCCGCAGGCCUCUGCAGAUGGCCUCUGCAGAUGGCCUCUGCGCUUGGCUCCUGCGAGGACUCCGCCCGAGGAGGCGUGUAUAUAUGAGAACCAGCAGUCGCCCAUAACCUGCCCGAUAUCACCUGUUUCCAUACUAACUAGCAGUCGUUGCCUUAGGCUUUCAUUACUUGGGUUGCUCGCGUGGACAGCUUAACCCUGUUGCCUAUACUAGACUUUCUUAAAUACUCGACGACACAUUCCGAGUACUUGGCAUCGACCAUAACGACUUUUUCAUCCACGACCAUCAACGCACAUACCCAUCCAUCAUGUUUGGAUCAAGAUCGAGAAAAGAGAGCGUGUCUACGGGCCGCUCCCGCAAGGAGAGUGUCUCCAAGCACAGGACAAGCACAUCGAAACACACAAAACAGCCGUCCUUCAGCCAGUCAUCGCGGAAGGUAGAGAAGCUGGUAUCGCAGGCUCGACCAGUUUCGCAGGCGCCGUCGUCGAACGCCACAUCGCCAUCGUUGGGAAGCACCAUCAUCACAGUGUGCGUCGGAGCUGAGCAGCGUCUUUUCGCAGCUCACGAGGACGUUCUGUCGCACUCGCCCUACUUCCAGGCGGCGUGCAGUGGCCAGUUUUACCAGGCCUCGAACAAGCGCAUCGAUCUGCCUGAUGAGGAGCCGGAGGUUUUCUCGUCGAUCCUCGAGUAUCUCUACAAGGGUGAUUACUACCCCCGUCUCGAGUUCAACAAGAAGCGCAACACCUGGGCUCUUGAGGACGGCGGCAACGACAACGGUGCGAACGAGGCAGUCAUCUACUCGCCUGCAGGCCCCAUCCUGAAGGACACCGUGAUCUACUGCCAAGCUGAGAAGUACGGGCUCCAGGAGCUCAAGAAGCUGGCUCUCCGCAAACAGGGCCUGCAGUCUGGCAUCCAGUGCUCGACCAUCUUGACCUCUGCUCGCUACGCCUACGCGAACACCCCGGAUAACGACUCCAAGCUCCGUGCUCACUACCUUGCACUCAUCAUCCGUGCGCGCAACACCUUCAAGCGCAGCGGCACCAUGCAAAACGAGAUGGAAAAUGGCGGUAAGCUGUUUUUCGACUUGUUCGUUGCCAUGGUGAACCACAUGGAUGACCUUGGCCUGUCCACCAAGUCGCCACGCUAGGCAGCGACUCCACCCCUAUUCCUCGGAACAUCUCGGACCCCCAGCCUCAUCACCACUCGGGCCCCCAGCCUCAUCACAUCUCAUCUCCGGUCUGCUUUCAUCUUCGGCGUUGGACUUCGUAACUCCUUUCCUGCCGGCCUCCU
Messenger RNA from Boeremia exigua, 1338 nucleotides. RefSeq lists its product as uncharacterized. The transcript is spliced from 2 exons. NCBI's taxonomy places the organism in Eukaryota, Fungi, Ascomycota, Dothideomycetes, Pleosporales, Didymellaceae. The coding region runs from base 356 to 1195 and encodes 279 amino acids. Gene Ontology annotation, molecular function: protein binding. The record is from RefSeq and is a predicted model, not a curated record.